This is a messenger RNA of Dromiciops gliroides (monito del monte), 2222 nucleotides long. RefSeq names its product guanine nucleotide-binding protein subunit alpha-14. Gene Ontology annotation, cellular component: heterotrimeric G-protein complex. Gene Ontology annotation, biological process: action potential; adenylate cyclase-modulating G protein-coupled receptor signaling pathway; phospholipase C-activating dopamine receptor signaling pathway. The transcript is spliced from 7 exons. NCBI's taxonomy places the organism in Eukaryota, Metazoa, Chordata, Mammalia, Microbiotheria, Microbiotheriidae. The coding region runs from base 500 to 1567 and encodes 355 amino acids. Gene Ontology annotation, molecular function: G-protein beta/gamma-subunit complex binding; GTPase activity; G protein-coupled receptor binding. The record is from RefSeq and is a predicted model, not a curated record.
GGGGCUGGAAUCUCCCUCGCCAAUCAAUCCUCCUCUCCUAGCCUCCUGCAGCCGCCGCCUCUGGCCAGUGCUUUUGGGGCCCCUGGGCAGCUCCACCCUAACUUUGCGCGUCAGUCGCGCCCUCUCCUACUGAGCGCAGCUCCCUAAGUCCACCUACUCCAGCGCAUACAAGAAGCCUCAUUCGAGUUUGGAGGAAGCCAUCUCCAAAGUCCAGUUCAAGGAACCCUGCAUCCGCCUAGCUUGUGCUUCUGAAGAACCACCCCUCUCGCCACCGCCCCCACCCCUCCCCUCGGGGAAGAAUUGCCAACCAGAAAGAAACCCCUUAGAGCGGGCUAGCUCUUGGGACGCGUUUUAGAGGAAGAAGAGACCUCCCCUUUACUGCAACUAAACCCUUCCUGACCGAGGAGGAGAAAACACUUUGGGGGAGAGAAUCAGGAGUGGGUCCUAAGUCUGGUCCCGACGCCCCGGGUGACCCAUACUUAGAGGGCAGCGCGAAACCAUGGCCGGCUGCUGCUGCCUGUCUGCGGAGGAGAAGGAGUCGCAGCGCAUCAGUGCUGAAAUCGAGCGGCAGCUGCGCCGGGACAAGAAGGAUGCGCGCAGGGAGCUCAAACUGCUGCUGCUGGGUACUGGUGAGAGUGGGAAAAGUACCUUUAUCAAACAAAUGAGGAUUAUUCAUGGAUCUGGUUACUCGGAUGAAGACAGAAAAGGCUUCACAAAACUGGUUUAUCAAAAUAUAUUUACUGCUAUGCAAGCUAUGAUCAGAGCCAUGGACACUUUACACAUACAAUAUGUAUCUGAGCAGAACAAGGAAAAUGCUCAGAUGAUUAGAGAAGUGGAAGUAGACAAAGUGUCCAUGUUGCCCAGGAAACAAGUGGAAGCAAUAAAAAAACUAUGGGAGGACCCUGGAAUCCAGGAAUGUUAUGAUCGGAGAAGAGAAUACCAACUCUCAGACUCAGCUAAAUAUUACCUGAGUGAUAUUGAUCGCAUUGCCUUGCCAUCAUUUGUGCCAACACAACAAGAUGUUCUCCGUGUCCGAGUGCCUACAACUGGAAUUAUUGAAUAUCCCUUUGAUUUAGAAAAUAUUAUCUUUCGGAUGGUGGAUGUCGGAGGCCAGAGGUCUGAGAGACGGAAAUGGAUCCACUGUUUUGAAAGUGUCACCUCCAUCAUUUUCUUAGUAGCUCUGAGUGAAUAUGAUCAAGUCCUGGCUGAGUGUGACAAUGAGAAUCGCAUGGAAGAGAGCAAGGCUUUAUUUAAAACCAUCAUCACUUACCCCUGGUUUCUGAACUCAUCAGUGAUUUUGUUCUUAAACAAAAAAGAUCUUUUAGAAGAGAAAAUCAUGUACUCCCAUCUUAUCAGCUACUUCCCAGAAUACACAGGACCUAAACAGGAUGUCAAAGCUGCCAGAGACUUCAUCUUGAAGCUUUAUCAAGACCAGAAUCCAGACAAAGAGAAAGUUAUCUAUUCCCACUUCACAUGUGCUACAGACACAGAAAACAUCCGCUUUGUGUUUGCAGCAGUCAAAGACACUAUUCUACAGUUAAAUCUGAGGGAAUUCAACCUUGUUUAAAGGCUGCACUCUCUACAAUGAGAAAAGAAAGGGCUUUUGGCAUCUCCUUGGUUUCUUCUGCAAAUGCUUCUCAGAUUCGCCUGUUUCUGCCUUACCCAUUAUUACACUGUGAUUCACACAGGUGUCCAGCCUCCUCUGAGACACAAGUCUGAGCACCAAAUCCACCAUCUUUGCUUAAUAACUGCUACAGGCUCAGAGGAAUAAAGAAAUGGAUGAUGGAGCCUAGAGGAAAGUAUAUAAACGUUUACUAUUGCCUUUAAAAAAACUUUAAAAUUUGAUUUGUUUUAAGGUUUUUCAAAUUCUGGCUGAGAUUCUUUUUUUGUGCAUGAAUUUUGAAUUUAGGGAUAUUUAAGACAAAUAUUUUAUAGAAAUCUGUAAAAAAAACACCUCACUCUAAUCAUAUUGCAUUCUCAAUUGUUCCUUUUUCAGUGUGUUUAAAGAUAACUAUUUAUAAUCACAUAACAUCAAAUGUUUAAUCAAAGUUCCUUAUACCAUAUAACCAUGUUCUUUGGAUUGUAGGGGAAUGACUGGAGGCAGGCUUAGCAUUUGGAUAUGAAGCUGCAUAUUAAAAUGUACAGGAUUUUUUCUUGACAUAUGGAAGCAUUUUUUCUUUUGUAAUACUUAAAGAGAUUGUUUUAAAGCACUUGAAUAUAAA